Molecule: messenger RNA, 5085 nt
Organism: Anolis sagrei ordinatus
Lineage: Eukaryota; Metazoa; Chordata; Lepidosauria; Squamata; Anolidae
Product: peroxidasin homolog
Biological process (GO): response to oxidative stress
Molecular function (GO): peroxidase activity; protein binding; heme binding
Source: RefSeq, a predicted model, not a curated record
CGUAGUAUGUGCAGCAUCGUAAGCCGGGAGGGUGGGAGUUGGCCUGUCAAACUGCCUUAACUUAAUUGGAAACACAUGUCUGUGUGUGUCCCCUCCUCCUCCUCCUCCUCCUCCUCGCCAGCCCUCCAGGCUGGGGAAUUUUUGUCUGCUUCUUUGCAGCUCCAAAUCUGGGGGACUUCACAUUCCUGCAAACACCAUGCUGGGACAAGGCACAGGCCUUCCAAGUAUCUGCCUUCUGCUCCUCUUACCUGUCUUGGCUGCCUCUUGUCCCAGCCGCUGCUUGUGUUUCAGGACCACAGUAAGAUGUAUGCAUCUGAGGCUGGAAACCAUUCCUGAGGUCCCACCACAGACAAAUGUCCUGGACCUGCGCUUCAACCACAUCAGAGAAAUCCAGCCUGGAUCCUUCCGUAAUCUGAAGAACCUCAACACACUACUUUUGAACAACAACCAAAUAAAGCACAUUGCCCGAGGGUCAUUUGAAGAACUUGAGAACCUGAAAUACCUCUACCUUUACAAGAAUGAAAUACAAAACAUCCAGCAAAAUGCCUUCAAGGGACUCCGUUCCUUGGAACAGCUUUAUCUGCAUUUUAACAACCUUGAUGCCUUGGAGCCAGAUACUUUUAGUGACCUGCCCAAGCUGGAACGACUCUUCUUGCACAACAAUCGGAUUUCCAGGAUCCAGCCAGGAGCCAUCGCCCGAUUGGAAUCUCUGAAACGUCUGCGACUGGAUUCCAAUGCGCUGCUGUGCGACUGUGACCUGAUGUGGCUGGCGGAGCUGCUGAAUAAAUAUGCCAUCCAGGGCAAUGCCCAGACUGCUGUCACCUGUGAGAACCCAAAGGAGCUGCAAGGUCGUUCCAUUGUCAGCUUGACCACUCAAGAAUUUCACUGUGAGAGCCCUCGCAUCACAACAGAGCCGCAGAAUGUAGAUGUCACACUGGGCAACACUGUCUAUUUCAUCUGCCGAGCAGAAGGUAAUCCAAAGCCCAAGAUCAUCUGGCUGCACAACAACAAUGAGAUUGACAUGAAGGAAGACGGACGGCUGAAUCUGCUGCAGGAUGGAACAUUAAUGAUUCAGGAUACCAGGGAGUCAGACAAAGGCAUCUAUCAGUGCAUGGCCAAGAAUAUCGCGGGCGAAGCCAAGACUCAGGAAGUUGUCCUACGCUAUUAUGGAAACCCAUCCAAGCCAAGCUUUGUGAUCCAGCCUCAGAAUACAGAAGUCCUUGUUGGAGGAAGCGUGACCCUCGAAUGUGGCGUCUCCGGGAACCCUCCUCCUCGUGUUAUUUGGGUGCUGAGCUCGGGAUCUCCUUUGCCGCAGGAUUCACGCUUCACCAUCACUGGCUCUGGAGGCCUCUACAUCCAAAAUGUCACUUUCUCUGACCAGGGGCAAUACAGCUGCAAUGCCAGUAACAGCGAAGGCUCCAUCCAGGCCACAGCAAACGUUAUAGUUCAAGAUACUCCAAAGUUUUUGGUAACUCCUACAGAUCAGACGGUCACAGAAGGUCAAAGUGUGGAUUUUCCAUGUUCCGCUGAAGGCCAUCCUCUACCUGUAAUUGCUUGGACAAGAGCAGGUGGACCGUUGCCAAGUGAUCGGAGACACAGCAUCCUUGCCACGGGUACCUUGAGGGUAGUCCGAGUAGCCCUUCACAACCAAGGCCAAUACGAGUGCCAUGCCAUUAGCGCAAUCGGUGUCCGGAGUGUCCCAGUCCAGCUAUGGGUGACUCCGCGAGUGAUUCCAGUGUUCCUCCAUCCUCCACAAGAUAUGGUAGCAGAGACUGGGCAAGACAUUGAGAUCCCAUGCGCUGCUCAGGGAGAUCCACAACCCAUCAUAACAUGGGCCAAGGAAGGCAUUCAGAUCACAGAAAGUGGGAAAUUUCACAUCAGCCAAGAAGGGACCCUGUCUGUCAGAGAUCUGGGAACAGCCGAUCAAGGGAAAUACGAAUGUGUAGCCAGGAAUACCUUUGGAUUCACUUCCAGCACCAUGCAGCUGACAGUCAUUGCCACAAAUAUCGGCAGAAGUGGCGAUACAUUUGUAGCCACCUCAAUCCAGGAAGCAAUCAGCAGCGUGGACCAUGCUAUCAAUUCUACGCGCACUGAACUCUUCAGCAAGCGGCCCAAAACUCCUAAUGAAUUGCUGGCCCUUUUCCGUUAUCCACGGGACCCGUACACGAUUGAAACAGCUCGAGCUGGAGAGAUCUUUGAGAGGACUUUGCAGCUGAUUCAGGAGCAUGUGCAGCAGGGGCUGGUGGUGGACAUGAAUGGAACAGGUUACCGCUACAAUGACCUGGUCUCCCCUCACUACCUCAACAUGAUUGGCAACCUGUCCGGCUGUUCCGCCCACCGCCGCACACCCAACUGCUCCAAUAUCUGCUUUCACAAGAAGUACCGGACCCACGACGGCUCAUGUAAUAACCUCCAGCAUCCCAUGUGGGGGGCGUCCCUCACAGCGUUCCAACGCCUGCUCAAGCCAGCCUACCAGAAUGGCUUCAACCUCCCCAGAGGCUUCUCUUUGGUGGAAGACUCCAGAGAGCUCCCCCUUCCUCUGCCUCGCUUGGUCUCCACUGCUAUGAUUGGGACAGAGAUCAUUACACCUGACGACCAGUUCACUCACAUGCUGAUGCAAUGGGGCCAGUUCCUGGACCAUGACCUUGACCAGACUGUGGCUGCCAUCAGCAUGGCCCGGUUCUCAGAUGGAGAGUCUUGCAGUCAGGUGUGUACCAAUGACCCUCCUUGCUUCUCCAUCAUGAUUCCAGAGAACGACCCACGGGUGAGGAACGGACGCUGCAUGUUCUUUGUCCGUUCCAGUCCUGUGUGCGGCAGUGGGAUGACCUCCCUGCUGAUGAACUCUGUCUAUGCCCGAGAGCAAAUCAAUCACCUCACCUCUUUCAUUGAUGCCUCCAAUGUCUAUGGCAGCACAGAACACGAGUCAUUGGAACUCAGGGACCUCAGCAACCAGAAGGGGCUCCUCAAGGAAGGCCAAGUGGUUCCAAGCUCUGGUAAACCCCUCCUUCCCUUUGCGGUAGGCCCCCCAACUGAAUGCAUGAGGGAUGAGAGUGAGAGCCCUGUGCCAUGUUUCUUGGCAGGUGACCAUCGGGCCAACGAGCAGCUGGCCCUGACCUCCAUGCACACGCUAUGGUUUCGUGAGCACAACCGUGUGGCCAGAAAGCUCCUGGCUCUGAAUCCACACUGGGAUGGGGACACCAUCUACCACGAGGCACGCAAAUUUGUGGGGGCCCAGAUACAGCACAUCACCUACUCCCAUUGGCUACCCAAGAUACUUGGGGAAGCUGGCAUGAAGAUCUUAGGAGAGUAUAGAGGCUAUGAGCCCAACACCAACCCGGGCAUCCUGAAUGCCUUUGCUACUGCCGCUUUCCGUUUUGGCCACACCCUCAUCAAUCCUCUUCUCUACCGGCUCAAUGAAACAUUCCAGCCCAUCCGACAAGGCCAUGUCCCACUCCAUAAAGCCUUCUUCUCACCUUUCAGGAUCAUCCAAGAGGGGGGCAUUGAUCCUCUUCUCCGGGGGCUCUUUGGGGUCCCUGGGAAAAUGCGGGUUCCGUCUGAACUCUUGAACAUGGAGCUGACAGAGAAGCUCUUCUCCAUGGCCCACUCUGUCUCACUGGACUUGGCAGCCAUCAACAUCCAGCGGGGGCGUGAUCACGGCAUCCCACCUUACAACGAUUUCCGAGUCUUCUGCAACCUCACGUCUGCGCAGGAGUUCGAUGACCUCAAGAAUGAGAUUAAGAACCUGGAGAUCAGGGAAAAGCUCAGGAGCUUAUACGGGAUUACAAAAAACAUUGACCUGUUUCCUGCACUUAUGGUGGAAGAUCUUGUUCCUGGGACCAGAGUUGGGCCAACUCUCAUGUGUUUGCUAGUAACCCAGUUUAGAAGACUCCGAGAUGGAGACAGGUUUUGGUAUGAGAAUCCAGGCAUGUUCACCCCAGCACAACUUACUCAGAUAAGGCAGACAUCCGUGGCCCGCAUAAUCUGUGACAACAGCGACCACAUCCAGCAGCUUCCAAAGGAUGUGUUCCGGGUUGCCUCCUAUCCACAGGGCAUGGUGAGCUGUGAUGAUAUACCAGAAGUGGAUCUACGCAUGUGGCAGGACUGCUGUGAAGACUGCAGGACAAGGGGGCAAUUCAGGGCUCUCUCGCAGCAUUUCCGAAGCAAGCGAUCGUCCGGAUUCAGCUAUCCAGAAGAAAACCCUUCCAACACCAAGCCUGUUGGUCCAAGAAUGGAGGGAGUAUCUCAGAACCACCCCCCAGAAGAGGAUGUUGAGGAUUUGGUGAAGGAACUAGGAAAAACCAUCUCUUCUCUUCGGAAGCAGGUGAGUGGCUUGGAAAGAGAAAUGAGAAAGCAACAGAGAAGGACUGCAGCCAAAUAUGGUGAACAACAGAAGAAUGGAGCAAAGUGGAGCAAAAGAUGACCCAUUCUGCAUGCUAUUUCAGGCAAUCGCCAGCAGGUUGCAGUUGAUGUUUCCUACCAAGCAAAGCCUGUUUUACUCCAAGGGAAGCCAGAAGCAUCAAACAUUAUAAUCCAGACUCCACUGAAUCCUGGGUAUGUCUCUGAAGGCCACUGCACUACAAACCCUCCAGGUGCUGGAGUAACACGACACACAUGUCACAGACUUCUGGCAUCUCCUACAAAUGGUUUACUCUGCACACUACAUUGUCCUGCUUUGCAUAGUGAUUUUUCUUCCCAUCCAUGAUUUUCCUUGAAAAAGGAGCCUGUCUACCCACAGCACUGGUUUCAGAACAGUCACCUCUACUUCAGAAUAACCCUGUUGUACUUCUAGAAGGCUUCCUUCUUCAUUAUCUUAUCUCUUUGCGAGCAAACUUGGCAACUCAGCACACCCUGUUGAACUGUACCAUCAUCUCUGAAAGUCAAACACCCACCUGAGGUCCAAGCAAAACCAGCUACAUCUCAGCAAACUCCCAAAUCAGCAGAAAUUUGACUCAAGUGAAACUUUGGUAGGCAUUUACAAGUCUGCAGGCCAAGUGCCUUUGACUGUGGCAUAUAAGGAGGAGGACACAUCUGUUGGAACCCGCGCCUGCCAUACCUAGUGUGCAAAUGCCUGUCUUGAAAAACAAA